Penicillium macrosclerotiorum is the source of this 603-nucleotide messenger RNA. RefSeq lists its product as uncharacterized. Bases 1 to 603 code for a protein of 200 amino acids. The transcript has 2 exons. NCBI's taxonomy places the organism in Eukaryota, Fungi, Ascomycota, Eurotiomycetes, Eurotiales, Aspergillaceae. The record is from RefSeq and is a predicted model, not a curated record.
AUGUCUGACAGUGUGCAUGGCCUCAAAAUUGAACCUGAACGACCAACAGGCACAACCCUGCCAAACAUCCGUCAAUUCCCUCUGGGUUGGGCCUUGGGAAUUUAUGUUGAAGUCGGCAUUGCUCGACAGUGUUUCUUGCCAGAGUAUACAGAGAAAGGACAUCAUCACACGAGGUGGUAUCUGCCAGGCACAACAGCUCUGAUCAAUGACAACCUCUCGAUGCACCACAGCUUCCAGAAGCCUGCUGCAAUCCGUAUCUCCGUGCACUCUCUGCACAGCUCUGUACCUCGUGCCCCCUGGCCCCCCGACGCAUUGAACGGUCCUGGCACCUACCCGCUGUGCGUAGAUAGAUGCAUUAUCUCUGACAAUCAUGUCCGGAUGACACCCACGAGUCCAACGCGAGCUCAGGACACCCAGCCAAGCAAGACCACAGAGCACACAGCAGGAUAUCGAACAGACAUGGUAGCCGAGAUCAAUCUUACUCUCAACCCAGCUCCUGUUUCCCUCGGGGAAUGGUCGGUCUACGAUCAGAUGCACGCCUGCACAAGCUCAAUGCAGGCCGAACCCGAAACUACAUCUCUCCCCAGCAUCGCGGAUGCCUGA